AUGGGGGCUGAAGAGAAUGGCAGACUGCAGGUCGCCAUUGAUUAUUACCAAAAGCAGGUUGCCAGUUCCAAUCUUCCAAGGGACAUGUUGGACGAAAUCCCAAGGUUCGCAGUGGACGAAUUAGAAGCUGGUGCUAUGCUCGGAACCGGAGGAUUCUGUUCGGUCCAAGAAGUAAAAGGCUUCAAGCUUCCAGAGGAGGCUCCAGCGGCUCGAGAUGAUCACGAUGAUUACGACGAAGACGAAGCCGAGGAUGCCUUUGAAAUUGGCGGCGAUGCCGAACUGGAGGCGGGCGAAGUCGAGUCUCGCAAAUUCAUUGCCAAGCACUGCUACAGAAGCAACGGAGAUGCUCGAUACGCCAUUAAGAAACUGAAACCUUCAAUUAUUGCCGAUGAAAAUGGAUUUCUGAAUGGCAUUGUGGAUUUGGCAAGCGAGACUGAUUUUCUGUCAGCCUUGGAACAUCCCAACAUUAUCAAACUACGUGGAAUCGCGCUGAAGGAAGACUUGUUCAAACCGGAAAAUUUCUUGAUUUUGGACCGACUGUAUGACACUUUGGAGUCUCGCAUCCCCAAAUGGAAGGCCACAGAAGCGUCGGCAGGAGCCAAGAAAAUGUUCAAGAGUAAAUCACAGAAACAAAUGCUGAAGGAAGUCAAGGAAGAGCGCAUGGAAUGUACUCUUGAUCUAGCCUCCGCUGUGGCGUAUUUGCAUGAGAGAAAAAUAAUUCACCGUGAUUUGAAAAGCGAGAACAUUGGCUUUGAUGUGCGUGGGGACAUUAAGCUAUUCGACUUGGGUCUUGCCAAGGAAAUCCCCAAAGAUGCGAAACCUGGUCAAGAAUUCAACUUUACCGGAAUGUGCGGAACUCCCCGAUACAUGGCGCCCGAGGUUGCUCUUGGCAAACCCUACAACGAAAAGUCGGAUGUCUACUCUCUCAGUCUGUUGGGAUGGGAGACUUUGGAAUUGACCCUUCCGUAUGCCAAUUUUACCACGGAACGCUUCAUUCAACAUGUCUGGAAGGAAGAUGGCCCCAAAGUCCGUCCACCUAUUUCGAAAAAGAUAUCGCCCAAGGUCAAGACAUUGUUGGAAAAGGCAUGGGGUGAAAAUCAAAGAGCGAGACCUUCGGCUUCGGAAUUUGAAGACAUUAUGAGAAAAGAGUGUGUGGCCUUUAAUCAAGAGAUUGGAACGGACUCUGGUCGUUCUAGACGAUCCACCUAUAUCUUUGUCAAGGGGCAAGGUGAGACGGUCAAUGCGAAUAAGCGCCGAUAG
Cylindrotheca closterium is the source of this 1260-nucleotide messenger RNA. NCBI's taxonomy places the organism in Eukaryota, Bacillariophyta, Bacillariophyceae, Bacillariales, Bacillariaceae. The record is from the annotation of a GenBank genome assembly.